AUGUGCAUUGUUUGGGUAUUUGCGCUGCUUUCGGUAGUUGGUGCUGGUUUAGCGGUACCGCUUAGCCAGACCAUUGGCGAAGACCCUGAGCUGAUAGCUGGCUACUUUCAAGGCGAUAUUGUGCUGAGUUAUUCGGAUCGCAAUGGAUUACGUAACGAAAUUCGACGCUGGCCUAACAGCACUGUCUAUUACAAAUUCAACGAUGGGGUUUUCGAUGCGGCGCAUCGUAAUCAUAUUUUGCGAGGCAUGCGAAUCUUGGAGGAGGUUUCAUGCAUCCGCUUUAAGAAAGCCACUGCAGACCAGAAGUAUUAUGUGAAUAUCACCAACAAUAAAGGCGGAUGUUAUUCGAAUGUUGGUUGGUUGAACCGCAUUCAAACGUAUAAUCUUCAGCCUCAUGCUUUGAAUACCGGUUGCUUCCGUCUCGGCACAAUCGUACAUGAGUUCCUACAUACCCUCGGAUUUUUCCACAUGCAGAGCGCUGCGAAUCGUGAUGAAUAUGUGCGCAUCGCAACUGAAAACAUUCGUCCUGGCAAAGAGAAAAGUUUCAAAAAAUACGAAGAAGGCUUUGUCGAUGAUUUCGAUGAGGAAUACGAUUAUGGUAGUGUGCUACAUUAUUCAGCGUAUGCGUUCUCGGUAAAUGGUAAAAUGACUAUAGUACCGUUAAAGGAUGAAGCGGUCGGUUUUAUGGGUCAGCGACGUGGUUUGAGCAAAAGUGAUAUCAAUAAAUUGAAUAAAAUGUAUCGCUGUCCGUUAACAAUUUAA
Messenger RNA from Rhagoletis pomonella (apple maggot), 762 nucleotides. RefSeq names its product seminal metalloprotease 1-like. The coding region runs from base 1 to 762 and encodes 253 amino acids. The record is from RefSeq and is a predicted model, not a curated record. Gene Ontology annotation, molecular function: metalloendopeptidase activity; zinc ion binding. The transcript is spliced from 2 exons. Gene Ontology annotation, biological process: proteolysis. Lineage: Eukaryota; Metazoa; Arthropoda; Insecta; Diptera; Tephritidae.